Messenger RNA from Oikopleura dioica, 4011 nucleotides. The record is from the annotation of a GenBank genome assembly. Lineage: Eukaryota; Metazoa; Chordata; Appendicularia; Copelata; Oikopleuridae.
AUGAGCUUUGGAUUUCAUCUGUUCCAGGAUUACAACAGGGAAACAAACACUUUCCACCCACGAAUUGUUAUUUACCUCCGAGAAGAUUUAGUUCGCCGACGUCCGUCUAUUUGUCAUCACUGUGUCGAUGGAAGUACUUCCUAUGGGUCCCUGGCUUAUGAACCAAUGAUUGUCUAUCGUCGCUUUACCUAUUCUCGGGAAAAGACCGCCGACAUGUCCUACAGCUUUACAUGCGAUUAUCAGAAGGUUGUUUACCCGUAUCUGGACGAUGUCUUUUUUAAUCUCACAUUGAUUCGCGAAUAUUCUUUUACGAUGACAUCUGUAUUUCUUUUUUAUGCCGAAGUCUUCGUGCGCUGUCUUCUUGAGCGAAACCCAGAUUAUCGAAAGAAUAAUCAAGCUGACAAAGAUAAAAUCGACAGACGCGUUGUCUCUUUAUUAAGAAUCGCUGGAUUGAAGAAAGAUGACUACGAUUAUGCCCAAAUGUCUGACACGCGACUGCUGAUCCUCAGGCAACUCGCCCGAAAAUUGUUCCGUACUUACGCCUUCUGCAAUUACUUUGGACCGAUAAGCGCCUUUGUGCGAUUCGCGCAUCGUAUUGAAAACAUCUGCUUGGAACGGCAAAUAAUCAAUGAUAAUGAAAAUUCACUUUUGGGAUUUACUCGGCAUGCACUUCGACCAACAUUUCACAACGAAGAAGACUACGAUUGGGCACUCUUUAACCUUCUUCGAAAAUAUAAAAACGAGCAGAAAAGCAUCUUGGAUAGUCAAAAAGUCCGAGCUCCUAAGACAAAAGAGGAAAAUUACCCUGACUAUGACACGGAGGAAGACGACACGGCCAAAAUGGUUGCAGGACUAUGCAACCGAGCCCUUCCUAGAGGAUCAUCAAAAAAAUCUCGAAAGAGAAGAGCGUAUUCAAGCUCAGAUGAAGAAGAAAAAUUUAGCGAGGAGGAAGACGAAGAGUCCGAUGAAGAGAGUGGUCAGUACAAAAUCGCCGGUGGCCAGAGAAGGUAUCAGCAGCAAGAACAUAGGGACUUCUAUGAUUCCGAGGGCAGCGAAGAAUUUGAAAAAUCUCGGUCAAAGCGCAAGUUUAAAAAGCCCCAGAGAAAGAAGAAACCAACUGUCGUCCGCUCUAGAACGAAACGCGGGCGAAAACGACUAUAUAAAGACGUGGACGAAAGUGGUAGCGAAGAAGAUGAACGAAAUAAGCGGCAACCGUUCAAACGCUCUAAAAGACAAGCCAAUAAAUCCGACGGUUAUACUAUCACCAGCUCUGAUUUCAGAAAAUGGCGGGAUUCAAUUCAUGACACAAGUAAUAGGAGCUCGAAACGAAAGCGGAAAUAUUACGAUUCCGAAACAACUUCAAAUGAUGAAGAUUCAGACUCGUAUGAAUCCGACGAAUCCGAUUAUGAGGUCAGACGAAAAUCUAAAAAUGCUAGAAAAGAAUCGGGUGGAAGACAUAACAACGCCAGACGAGCCAAUUCCAGACGAUCCCAGUCUGUUAUUGUCGAGAACCCGGCGUACAAAUUUAAGCGACAGAAUGAGCGAUCCAAGCGAUCUGUUGGAAGAGUCACUACAGUAUCAAAACCCCCAAGCAAAUCUAAGUCAGGAAAGUCUAAAUCCGGAAAGUCCGCUAGUAAUAAACACAAGAAGGGAGAUAAGGGAGCCGGAGAUAGUUCCGACGGAGAGAAAUCCGAGUAUGACUCCGAUGGGGAGACAAUGACGUCGAGAAUCGAGGAGUCGCAGACAUCGCAGAUUUCUGGACAAAAUGAUCCCAAUAAUAGUGAUACAAUAACGGACCUAUUCUCUCUGUUCGUCGACGAAGAAACUAACAAGGAUGACUCGUCUUCGAUCGUUCAUUCUGAGACCACAACUUUCCCGAAUUCGGACAACUACGCGACGUCGCCGGAGACCAGGACCGAAACGGAGGACCUCGAGAUUGGUUCGACGUCGGCCUCGUCGGAAAACAACAACGAGGAGACGGAAUUAACGAAAAUGACCGAAAAUUAUGGACAGCUUCUUUAUUACGUUCCAAAAAAGAAAGUCGAAGAUCCAUUUACUGGAUACAAAGUAGUUAUGCGAUUAGCAACACAUCCCCUUGAAAACGAAAUUUGUUUUACAGUUCCUGAGGAUAAGCUUCCCAUAAAACUUGAUCGAUGUAUGUUUCAUUAUCAAAUGGAGAUGCCUUCGAAUUUCGUUCCUGAUAAUGAUGUGGCAGCAAAGAUGGUAAAUAAGUUUGAAGUCAAGAUUCUGGACAGUACUAUCUUUUCUACAUUUACUGAUGGGUUGGAGUACGCCUUCUUCAAUCACUUUAUAAAGAAACUUAACUUUUCACCUAAAGCACAGGAAAUCGAAAUGUUUGUGGAGGGUCAUUUUGACGCUUUCGAUGUUGACAGCGAUGAACUUGAAACGAAACGGGUGAAACACAAUGGAAAAACUCUUGUUGAGAAUAGACAACAGUAUGCAGAAAAGAAUUGGAAACCUGAACCUGAAACAAUCAAAUUGACAACCGAUGGCGCCGCUCUUUCUUAUGAUGUACUUUGAGCAAAUUUAACAGGUGGCAUUUGCCAAGUCCUCAAGCGGGCCGUUUACCUAAAUGGACCGAAUGAUAAAAUUCCCGAAGCAGCCUGGAAGUCGAAGGGCUUUAUUCACAAGUUAGUUCUCAUGCUUGAUUUCAACAGUCUGUAUCCAGAAGCAUUUCGUAACGCUUUGCCGCUUGGACCGGGAAUAAUUUAUAUGCCUGAUAAGAUGGGCUACUCCACUAAUAAUUGUCAUUAUGAAGAAAUCCGAUUUUUCUCAAAGGGUAUGUUUAAGCAACGUCAGAACACGUCUCUCGAAUCAAUUCAAUGGCUCGAAUAUUUAAACAACUGCACAACUGUCGUCAAUUUUUUGGAAGGUCCUAUCCAGCAUUCGUACAAUUUUGAAGAAAAACAAUUUGGUGAAUAUUUCAUUGACGGUUAUGCUGAGAGUUUUGAAAUGGAAUACAAUGGCGUCAGGUUUGUUAAAAGACAUUUAUUUGAAUACCGCGGAUGCGCCUUUCACGUCUGCCCUUACUGCACGGGUUCACCUAAAUAUCCUGCUAAGAAAAAGCUUGUCGAUCCUGGUACCGGGGAAAUAAUUGAGAAACAAAUGACCAAAAUGGAACUGUUCGAGCAUGAGCAAACGCGCAUCGAUAAAAUUGUAGCGAUUAUUCGCGCUCUUGACGGUAUUGGCGAUGGGCUUCCCGAACCGAUUGUUAUUGACAUUGAAACUGGUGCAACAGUGCAACCUGAAGGACCCGCAUACUUUCCACAUCAAAUUGAAAUAAAGAAUUCCUGUCAAUGGAGGCGGGAGUGGCGUUCAUUAGAGCUGAAAGGACAACCUCCGUAUUCGAUCGACUACCCGUUCUUGUUUAAGGGAAGUAGAUCACCUCAAUCGCGCAAACUGUCGGGUCAUGAAGGAGUUACUGAACAAGAAUUCAAAAACGCCAUAACCACUAAAAACUCAAAUGGAGAAUCAUUGUUCUACGGCUUCGCGAUGGUAGAUUUGGAGUCGCCUCCAGAAGUUAUUGAAGCGCAUAAGGACAUUCCACCAAUUUUUGCAAAACAUACAAUCAAUCCUGAAGAUGUUCAAGGUUAUCUAAAUGAGGUUCUUACUGAAGAGAAGAAAAAGAAAAUGUUUCCAUGCCAGGAGAACAUAUUCUGCUACAACGCCAAGAGAUAUAUGAUAACUUCCGAUAUGCUUUCCUACUACGACGCGAAAGGAAUCAAAUACAAAGUUCAUUAUUUUGUUGAAUAUAAACGGGGCUGUCCAUUCAAAGACUUUGUUAACACCAUGGUGGCUGAUCGUGUGGAAGCCUGUAAGAACAAGGAUGAUGCACUCCAAAACUGGAUCAAAUUUAUUCUUAAUUCCGCUGUUGGCUACUUUGCGAUUGAUCGCUCAAAAUUUGUGAAAACUCGAAUUCUAUCAUCAAAUGGUUUAUUUGACGCGAUCCGCGACCCUCGAUUAAAGGAUUUAACAGGGUUGACUGCUUAA